Molecule: messenger RNA, 1392 nt
Organism: Pongo pygmaeus (Bornean orangutan)
Lineage: Eukaryota; Metazoa; Chordata; Mammalia; Primates; Hominidae
Gene: GJA8
Product: gap junction protein alpha 8
Exons: 2
Coding region: 79-1380 (433 amino acids)
Biological process (GO): gap junction-mediated intercellular transport; cell-cell signaling
Cellular component (GO): connexin complex
Molecular function (GO): gap junction channel activity
Source: RefSeq, a predicted model, not a curated record
GCCAUUUUGCUGCUGAGCGCCAAGAGAGAAAGAGCACAUAUUUCUCCGUGGGACACUCCUUGUAUUGGUGGGUGAGAAAUGGGCGACUGGAGUUUCCUGGGGAACAUCUUGGAGGAGGUGAAUGAGCACUCCACCAUCAUCGGCAGAGUCUGGCUCACCGUGCUUUUCAUCUUCCGGAUCCUCAUCCUUGGCACGGCCGCAGAGUUCGUGUGGGGGGAUGAGCAAUCCGACUUCGUGUGCAACACCCAGCAGCCUGGCUGCGAGAACGUCUGCUACGACGAGGCCUUUCCCAUCUCCCACAUCCGCCUCUGGGUGCUGCAGAUCAUCUUCGUCUCCACCCCGUCCCUGAUGUACGUGGGGCACGCGGUACACUACGUCCGCAUGGAGGAGAAGCGCAAAAGCCGCGAGGCGGAGGAGCUGGGCCAGCAGGCGGGUACUAACGGCGGCCCGGACCAGGGCAGCGUCAAGAAGAGCAGCGGCAGCAAAGGCACUAAGAAGUUCCGGCUGGAGGGGACCCUGCUGAGGACCUACAUCUGCCACAUCAUCUUCAAGACCCUCUUUGAAGUGGGCUUCAUCGUGGGCCACUACUUUCUGUACGGGUUCCGGAUCCUGCCUCUGUACCGCUGCAGCCGGUGGCCCUGCCCCAAUGUGGUGGACUGCUUCGUGUCCCGGCCCACGGAGAAAACCAUCUUCAUCCUGUUCAUGUUGUCUGUGGCCUCUGUGUCCCUCUUCCUCAACGUGAUGGAGUUGGGCCACCUGGGCCUGAAGGGGAUCCGGUCUGCCUUAAGGAGGCCCGUAGAGCAGCCCCUGGGGGAGAUUCCUGAGAAAUCCCUCCACUCCAUUGCUGUCUCCUCCAUCCAGAAAGCCAAGGGCUAUCAGCUCCUAGAGGAAGAGAAAAUCGUUUCCCACUAUUUCCCCUUGACCGAGGUUGGGAUGGUGGAGACCAGCCCAUUGCCUGCCAAGCCUUUCAAUCAGUUCGAGGAAAAGAUCAGCACAGGACCCCUGGGGGACUUGUCCCGGGGCUACCAAGAGACACUGCCUUCCUACGCUCAGGUGGGGGCACAAGAAGUGGAGGGCGGGGGGCCGCCUGCAGAGGAGGGAGCCGAACCCGAGGUGGGAGAGAAGAAGCAGGAAGCAGAGAGGCUGACCACGGAGGAGCAGGAGAAGGUGGCCAUGCCAGAGGGGGAGAAAGUAGAGACCCCCGGAGUGGAGAAGGAGAGUGAAAAAGAAGAGCUGCAGUCGGAGAAGGUGUCAAAGCAAGGGCUGCCAGCUGAGAAGACGCCUUCACUCUGUCCAGAGCUGACAACAGAUGAUGCCAGACCCCUGAGCAGGCUGAGCAAAGCCAGCAGCCGAGCCAGGUCAGACGAUCUAACCGUAUGAAGUGAUGCCAAA